Molecule: messenger RNA, 1320 nt
Organism: Penicillium macrosclerotiorum
Lineage: Eukaryota; Fungi; Ascomycota; Eurotiomycetes; Eurotiales; Aspergillaceae
Exons: 3
Coding region: 1-1320 (439 amino acids)
Source: RefSeq, a predicted model, not a curated record
AUGGCAGAUCAAGGGUCCACGUGUGGGGCUUUCAAGGAAGAUGCCGACGGAAUCGCUGAUGAAGAGAUCAACGAAUAUGCAAGAUGCAACGACAAGACAUCAGAUUCAAACCCCCAGCUUAUCUCAUUCAACGGCACCGCACAAUCCUAUCAGAUUGGUCACAAUUAUGGGGUGGUUAAAGCCUAUUUCAGUCUCACCAACCGGGUCAUCAAAAAGCGUCUGAUAGACCUAGCUCGCCACUUCAAUUUUCUGGACUGCGGGUUUGCGGAAUACUUUCAGUCGGUCGUGCCGUCCUUUGACCGAGACUAUGUCCAGCAACGCCUCAAUGAUAUUCGGGAGGAUAUCACUAAAAGACAAAGGUCGCAUCCAACCAGUUCGGAGAGCCCAGAAAUGAUCUAUCUUGGGGAUUUGGGCGAGUUCUGUGAAGCGGUGUCCAAGACCUGGAAUAACGAAUGGUACCGACAUGGAUCGCCAAGAUCCACUUCAUGCUUCAGUUCCACUCAUGGGCGAGACCAGGAAAUUUUCGAAUACCUACAAGAUGCCUUUGAGACAUAUUACUGGGAGCUUAUGCUGGACAUAUUCUUAUAUUGGUCUAAGAACUCGAAGUCUCUCAGCGGGGACAUCGUUCUCAAGGUCUUAGGAAGCAUGGGAAGAGAUAUCAGAAACGGUCGAAAUCAGCUCCUCAGAGACAUCGAAGCACAGUCAGAGGAUUCCUUUGAAGAUCUAGCUCCAAUCAUACGAGGAAUCGAUGAAAGAAUCGCUGUCCUGUGUUCUGUGGGCGAUCUGAGCGAAUGCUCUUCCUUGGAUAUGCAGGGACUGUUGGCCCUCCCAGUCUCCAAGCCACAAGAAUCCCAGUCCACAUCCCCAGAAGAGCAUUCGGUUGCUAGGAAUUCCGCGAUACUGAUCAAAGAAAGAGAAAAUGUUGGGCUCAUAGCUUUGAUCCUCAUAUUCCUCAUCGCGGCGAUAGUUCCGGGAUACAUAGCGUUCUCAAUAUCCUGGAAAUCGAGCGCACCAGGCUCAGUCCAUGAUGCAGACUUUCUGUAUCUUAUCCAGAGCAGUCUCAUGUCCGUGCUCGGCAACUUGGUCAUGGUGAUCCCCCUAUUGAAGAAGUCCGUAUUUUCACCGAUUUACGCCACGAUGUGGAUGUUUUUCACCCUGGGGUUAUUUUUUGCGGUCAUCUCAAUUAUCCUAUAUCCUCUUUUUAACACAGGUUGGAGUUCGAUGGUGGCCUUUUUCGGUUCUAUUUGUUCCGUCGCUUCGGUGCUGGUUAUGACGCAGGAUGCAGCGAGGGAUUGGCCACAGAAGAUGAAAAACGAUUGA